Molecule: messenger RNA, 1077 nt
Organism: Salvelinus namaycush (lake trout)
Lineage: Eukaryota; Metazoa; Chordata; Actinopteri; Salmoniformes; Salmonidae
Product: C-type lectin domain family 4 member F-like
Exons: 6
Coding region: 76-957 (293 amino acids)
Source: RefSeq, a predicted model, not a curated record
AGAACACAUAGAUAGAGACGUACAUUAGAGCUGAGAAAAGUAGAAGUUACUGUAUUGGACCACAAGUGUGUUAAGAUGUCAGAAGGAGACUAUGAAAACACAGAUGGAUUUGAAGACGAGGAGCCUGAUGCAAUGAAGAAAACAGACAUUGAUGGCCAAUUAUAUGCCAACUUAAGAGCCUUCAAGCCCAGUACAAGAGAUGGAGUUGUUGCUUCUGUACAUGUUCAGUGGUGGAAGAGACCCUCUGGAGUUGCUGCAGUGUGUCUGGGGCUGCUGUGUGUUCUCCUACUGGCUGGGAUCAUAGGCCUGUCUGUCUACUAUGGAGUCAUUGGUCAUCACGCCUCAACAGAGAGAGACCAGCUACAGGACAGCAACAGCCUUCUGACUAAAGAGAGAGACCAGCUACAGACCAGUUACAACAACCUGAUUAAAGAAAGAGACCAGCUGCAGACAGAGAGAGUCCAGCUACAGACCAGUUACAACACCCUGACUAAAGAGAGAGACCAGCUACAGACUGAGAGAGAUUUUCUUAGUGGGAGGUUUACCAAUCUCAAACAAACCUGUCCUGAACGCUGGCAGAAGUUUGAAUCCAGUUGGUACUUCCUGUCUACUGAGACUAAAACCUUGAAGCAGAGCAGAGAGGACUGUCUGGAGAGAGGAGCAGACCUGGUGAUCAUAAACAGUGAUAAGGAACAGGAGUUUGUCUUCAACCUCAACAAGACAGUCUGGAUUGGUCUGACUGACUCUGUUACUGAGGGGACCUGGAGAUGGGUGGACGGCACCCCACUGACCACCACAAGGUACUGGUCUCCACAGCAGCCUGAUAAUGGUGAUGGCAAACCAGAAUAUGGUGAAGAGGACUGUGUUCAUAUACGUAAAGAUUGGACUCCUCUGCAGUCAUGGAAUGACUUGUCAUGUGACAGCAAACUCAACUGGAUUUGUGAGAAAGUGCUUUAGCAUCACCAUGACAACAUACUGUAACACAUACAGCAGCCCGCAGUACACACACCUUCCUCUUUCAUUCUCUCUCUUUCUGUCUCCCUCUCUCUCUCUAUCACACUCUCUCUCCGUCUCAAC